This is a messenger RNA of Rattus rattus (black rat), 2940 nucleotides long. It is a transcript of the gene Synpo2l, whose product is annotated as synaptopodin 2 like. Gene Ontology annotation, cellular component: actin cytoskeleton; nucleus; Z disc. Lineage: Eukaryota; Metazoa; Chordata; Mammalia; Rodentia; Muridae. Gene Ontology annotation, molecular function: actin binding. The record is from RefSeq and is a predicted model, not a curated record. The coding region runs from base 1 to 2940 and encodes 979 amino acids. Gene Ontology annotation, biological process: positive regulation of actin filament bundle assembly. The transcript is spliced from 4 exons.
AUGGGUGCUGAGGAGGAGGUGCAGGUCACAUUAGCAGGGGGAGCACCCUGGGGCUUCCGGCUUCAAGGGGGGGCCGAACAGAGGAAACCUUUACAGGUAUCUAAGAUCCGAAGACGCAGCCAGGCCGGCAGAUCAGGACUCCGGGAGAGGGACCAGCUCUUAGCGAUCAACGGGGUUUCUUGCACCAACUUCUCCCAUGCCAGUGCCAUGACCCUCAUCGAUGCCUCAGGGCAUCAGCUUGUCCUUACUGUGAGGAGGGUAGCAGAGGAAGGGUCUGUGAGAUCUCCAUCUCCAGGAGAGCUUCAGAUGCUGUCACCCUUAUCUCCACUGAGUCCUGAGCCCCCGGGUGCUCCUGUCACCCAGGCUCCUCAGCCCGGGAGCCUUCGAUCACCCCCUGACAGUGAGGCUUACUAUGGAGAGACGGACAGUGAUGUGGAUGGCCCUGCCACACAAGAGAAGCCACGCAGAACCCGCCGCCGAGGUCCUCCGAGGCCUUCCCUUCCAGGAGCUCCACCUGAUGAGGUGUACCUGUCUGACAGCCCCGCAGAACCAGCGCCUGUUAAAACUGGCUCUCCCAGCCAGGGUGACAGCCGUGUAAGCUCCCCAUCUUGGGAGGAAGGGUCAGCCCUUCAGCCACCACCAGCAGAGGCCCUUCUGUUACCCCAUGGUCCACUCCGGCCUGGUCCUCAUCUCAUCCCUAUGGUGGGCCCUGUCCCCCACCCUGUGGCAGAAGAUCUCACCACCACCUACACCCAGAAGGCCAAGCAAGCCAAACUGCAACGCGCAGAAAGCCUCCAAGAGAAGAGUGUGAAGGAGGCCAAGACCAAAUGCCGGACCAUUGCAUCCCUACUGACGGCAGCCCCCAACCCUCACUCCAAGGGGGUGCUUAUGUUUAAGAAGCGGCGGCAGAGAGCCAAGAAGUACACCCUAGUGAGUUUCGGGGCUGCAGCUGGGACAGGAACAGAGGAGGAGGAGGACGGCAUCCCCCCAACGAGUGAGUCGGAGCUGGACGAGGAGGCCUUCUCAGACGCCCGCAGCCUUACUAAUCAAUCCGACUGGGACAGCCCUUAUCUAGACAUGGAGCUGGCUAGGGCUGGCUCAGGCAUAGCAGAGAGUCAGAGCUCUGGACUUGGAGGACAGCUAAGUGAGGUCUCUGGCCGAGGGGUCCAGCUCUUUGAACAGCAGCGCCAGAGGGUAGCCUCCAGCUCCCAGGAGCUGGCUCAGGUGGGCCCAGCAGCCAUGCUUAAUGGGCAGAGUCUGCAGUCCCCACCUCGAGCUCAGAGUGCUCCCCCAGAGGCAGCGGUGCUCCCACUCAGCCCUUUGUCAGCCCCUGCAGCCAGCCCUAGCCCCUUCUUUCAGGAUGGUGGAGCCCCCAGCCCUGCGCCAAGUAUCUUUAACAGGUCAGCGAGACCUUUUACCCCAGGUUUACAAGGGCAACGGUCAGGCACCACCUCAGUGAUUUUCCGACCCGUAGCCCCUAAGAAGGUUAAUGAAGCCUUGGGGGGCACUAGCCCCGCCCCAUCCCCCUUCGCAGCUUCUCUACAGGGGCCCACCCCUCUGCCCAGCUUCACCACUGUGGUGCCCAACCACACGCCGGUCUCUGGAACCUCCAGCAGCACCCAACGCUCCUCCGGUCCUGUGACCGCUACCAGCUCCUUGUACAUCCCAGCCCCGAGCCGGCCCGUUACACCAGGAGGUGCCCCAGAGCCUCCCACUCCUCCUAGCGCUGCUGCCAUGACCUCCACUGCUUCCAUCUUCUUGUCCACUCCUCUGAGAAACUCUGCGCGCCCGGAGGCACCCGGCACGGCGGCCCCCGAGCCUGCCAGCGCUCGGGAGCAGCGCAUCUCUGUGCCCGCUGCCCGCACCGGCAUCCUGCAGGAGGCUCGGCGCCGGGGAACCCGCAAACAGAUGUUCCGGCCUGGAAAGGAAGAGACGAAGAACUCGCCCAACCCCGAGUUGCUAUCGCUGGUACAGAACCUGGAUGAAAAACCUCGGGCGGGCGGUGCGGAAUCUGGUCCGGAGGAGGACGCUUUAAGCCUCGGAGCAGAAGCCUGUAACUUCAUGCAGCCACUAGGGGGCAGGAGUUACAAGACCCUGUCUCAAGUGUCACCGAAAACCCCACCUCCAAUGGCUCCCAAAACCCCACCCCCUAUGACGCCUAAGACUCCACCCCCUGUGGCUCCUAAACCCGGGUCUCGAGGGCUCCCUGAUGGGCUAGUGAAUGGAUCGACCUCUAUGGUUGGGAUUCCUGAGCUCCCAAGGCUGCAGGGGAGGGGUGGGGAGCUAUUUGCCAAACGGCAGAGCCGUGCCGACCGGUACGUGGUGGAAGCUACACCCGGCUCUAGCCUUAAUCCAGGCCUUCGCCCUAGAAGUCCUUCUCCCACACCCUCACUGCCCCCAUCCUGGAAAUACUCACCCAACAUCCGUGCCCCACCUCCUAUUGCUUACAACCCACUUCUCUCACCCUUUUUUCCUCAAGCUGCCCGAACUCUCCCCAAUAAGGCUCAAUCCCAGGGACCUCGGGCGACCCCUAAACAGGGUAUCAAGGCCCUGGAUUUCAUGCGGCAUCAGCCAUACCAACUUAAAACUGCCAUGUUUUGUUUUGACGAGGGUCCUUCAACUCCUGCCUCCACUUCAGGGCCUCCCAAAACAGCCCGAGUCCAGGAGAUCCGCAGAUUUUCCACUCCGGCGCCCCAGCCCACUGCAGAACCCUUGGCUCCCACUGUGCUUGCCCCCAGAGCGGCUACCACCUUGGACGAGCCCAUUUGGAGGGCAGAGUUGGCCUCAUCCCCAGUCCCUAACCCGGACCAUCUAGAGUCUCUCAGGAGCUUUGCGGCCACUCCCACUUCCUGCGGCUUCCAAGUAGCCAGGCCGCGGUUCUCAGCCACCAGAACAGGGUUGCAGGCUCAUGUCUGGAGACCUGGGGCAGGGCACCACUGA